AUGAAGAAAUUGGGCAAACCAGUGCCCGACGCGCCAACGGUGUUAGCGCCCGGUGAGAAGUCGAAUUCAGUGGCACCGGCCACGACGAACGGUACUCCAAUUACAACGGUCGGUGGACCAGCUGUGCCUACGAAACGAGUUGUUGGCAUAACGAAAGUGAAUUUUGUGUCGGGAUCGAAGCUGUCGACAACUGGUGAU
Molecule: messenger RNA, 198 nt
Organism: Anisakis simplex (herring worm)
Lineage: Eukaryota; Metazoa; Nematoda; Chromadorea; Rhabditida; Anisakidae
Source: the annotation of a GenBank genome assembly